Protomyces lactucae-debilis is the source of this 588-nucleotide messenger RNA. RefSeq lists its product as uncharacterized. The record is from RefSeq and is a predicted model, not a curated record. NCBI's taxonomy places the organism in Eukaryota, Fungi, Ascomycota, Taphrinomycetes, Taphrinales, Protomycetaceae. Bases 1 to 588 code for a protein of 195 amino acids. The transcript is spliced from 2 exons.
AUGCAACCAAGACCAUUUGAGCAAGUCAACCCCUUUCUCCGUGAUGACGGCGUCAUUGCAUCCAUCCUAGGCACCUCUAGAUCCGGCAGCAUCGGAGCAGACGACAAGACCAUGCAAGAGACUCGCUGCUUUCGGUCACUUGCUGCAACUGAGCCGCAACUCACUUUGCAAGAAUUGCUAUUACAAGCACCACCACGACCAGCUCAGCGUUUCUCAUCAGCAUCGUCUGUCUAUUCAACAGACUGGUCGUCCGACUCGUCUUUCGGUGAUGAGACGACCGCGUUUACUUCGACGCUGCAAUACCUCAAACCACAGCCGCCAACGCCGCAAAAGCCAUCGGGCAAACUGCACAAACUAGUAGUAUGCCGCAACUUCUUGCAAUUGCAAAAGAAGCGCAUCGCGCAGCACCGUACCGUGCAGUCAUUGCUCGUCAAGCUAUCUGGUCGAGAUUGCAGGAACGAUGCGCAUUGGUGUGAUGAGGAGAGUGGGUGGGAUACACAGACUGCAACAGAACCAGUGUUGCUUGUUGAGAAGCAGGACGGGCGCGGUCGUUCGAGGCAGCGUAGCCAGCGAUACGGAUACUUUUGA